AUGGCAUAUCCGCUCACUCAAUUAGCUGCUUUUAUAUUACUUCACUAUUCGCUUGGCUAUCCGUCGAAGAUUAUAAUAAAAUCCUUCACAACGAGGAGUGAAAACACCGAAGAUACAGUACGUGCUCUACAAUACGCUGAGGAAGAGAUCAAUGGUCGGGAGGAAAAUCCAUUCAGCGGUCUGGCAGAUACGUUAGAAUUGCCACUGAUUACUGCCACUCCAUAUGCUGCUCAGCCUGAACUCGGCGCAAUAGGUUUUGAGCUGGCCAUACGACCCUCUCCUUGUGAACUCCUUGCUGAUUUGAUUGUUCUCAAAGGGUGGACGAAUGUUGUUUUGAUUUCUGAUAUGAAACAUCAAGGAGUAUCAUUACCAUUGCUUUGGCACUGGCUUCACAUUAAAUCAAACGCCUCAGUAUCGGCACAAUUGGUGGAGAUGCCAGCCGACGAGGAAACUUUUGAUAAUUUCCUCAGAGAAUUUAACUUGAGAAGGAGCGCUAGUGCAAAUAGGAUCUUAAUUGAUUCUACCUCAAUCAGUCGUUUGAAAAAGUUCUUGAUGGCAAUCCGAGCGGCCCAGUUCAACCAAGCCAAUUACCACUAUGUCGUCGCAAAUUUUGACUUCUUGCCGUACGAUAUCGAACUAUUUCAACAUGGCAACAUAAACGUGACCGGUUUCCAAAUUAUCGAUCGGGAUCAAAGGUCGUUAUUUCAUCUGAAGCGGUAUUUACGGAAAGAACUACAGCGAGACAAAAUUGAUAAUUAUGACGACGCCCCGGCUCAUGUGGGGUUCGCGCACGACGCGAUGAUGGUGGCUUGGUGGGGAUUCUCACGUGCCCUGCUACAAAAUGAUUCAUUAUUUCAUGGGACUUUUCGUCAUGGCAAGUUCUACAAUCGCGGAUAUGAAGGAAUUUAUUGCGACCCGUCAGCAGACAGAGGCCAUCCCGGUCGACCAUUUGCCUCAUUUGAGCACGGGCUCACCAUUAUACGAGCGAUGCGUGGACUACGGCUUGGGGCCGCCGAAGGGACCCUUACUGGACAUAUCGAAUUCGAUAUGAAAGGACAGAGGAUACGGUAUGAGAGCAAAGUGAUCGACCUAGUAUCAAACAUUAAAAGUGCAUUCAACAUGAAAGAGGUGAUGGUAUGGAGGCAAGGACACGGUUUCAUUGUGGAUAAAGCUAUGGCUGACCACAGCAGAAAACAGUUAGAAGGAAGAUCUGAUCGAGUGGUUAGGGUGGCAACAACCCUGGUACAUCCCUUUGUCAUGCUGAAAGAAGAUUGUCGCGAUGGAAACAACCGUACUGAAUGCCUCGGAAACAAUCGAUUCGAGGGUUAUUGUAUUGAUUUACUAGACUUACUAAUCGAACGAAUCCAAGAUUUCCAUUAUGAAAUAAGACUAACUGAUAAGACUGGUUCAAAAAAGCCGGACGGUUCAUGGGAUGGAUUAGUUGGUGAAUUGCUAGAUGGUCGAGCCGACGUCGCCGUUGCAUCACUCACAAUUAAUCAGGAUCGAGAACGAGUGCUUGACUUUUCAAAACCUUUUAUGACGACUGGCAUCUCGAUUAUGAUUAAAAAACCCGACAAGCAGGAACUAUCUGUUUUCUCCUUCAUGCAACCGCUUUCUUCGGAAAUUUGGAUGUAUAUUAUUUUUGCCUAUGUUGGGGUUUCUGUUGUCAUUUUCCUGGUCUCACGGUUCUCGCCAUACGAAUGGCGCGUUGAAGAAACGGCCAGGGGAGGUUUCACAAUUUCCAAUGAUUUCUCGGUAUAUAAUUGUUUGUGUUCGAUUUCUGGGAGAAUAGCAUCUUCGGCGUGGUGGUUUUUCACGAUGAUCAUUGUGUCUUCUUAUACCGCUAACCUAGCGGCUUUUCUGACGCUGGAGAAAAUGCAGGCCCCCAUUGAGAGUGUCGAUGAUCUAGCCAAGCAGUCAAAGAUUAAAUAUGGAAUCCAAGCCGGCGGCUCCACUGCUCAGUUUUUCAAGCACAGCUCAGUUCAGAUUUACCAAAAAAUGUGGCGCUAUAUGGAGUCACAAGUGCCUUCGGUGUUUGUUUCCAGUUAUGCUGAGGGAAUCGAAAGGGUGCGGACAAGCAAAGGACGAUAUGCGUUUUUAUUGGAGGCAACGGCGAACGAAUAUGAAAACACUAGAAAGCCUUGUGACACGAUGAAAGUUGGCGCCAAUUUGAAUAGUAUUGGAUAUGGUGUCGCCACACCUUUUGGAUCUGAUUGGAAGGACCACAUUAAUCUCGCAAUCUUGGCACUACAAGAGAAAGGCGAACUCAAAAAACUUGAAAACAAAUGGUGGUACGACCUUGGGCAGUGCGAUGCUGGGAUCCCGAUGGAUGGAUCAUCCGCAUCGCUAAAUUUGUCGAAAGUCGCCGGGAUAUUUUACAUCUUGAUGGGUGGCAUGGUCGCUUCUAUGGUUGCGGCAUUAGGGGAAUUCCUCUAUAGAUCUCGAAUAGAAGCUCGUAAAAACAAUGCUCCUUCGUUGACUUCAUCAUUUGCGAAGAAUCUGAAAUCGGCACUCUCAUCACAAUUGAGACUAUCAAUCAAAGGCGGAGCAGUCGCUCAGCCAGGGACACAAUCGCAUGAUGCUCUCAGAAAGCAGAAGGCCGCAUCAUUUCUACCCGCUUCCAGUGAAGACCAAAAAUCCACAGAUCGCAACCCCACAUUUCCCUAUAACACCGCCGUA
This is a messenger RNA of Mesorhabditis spiculigera, 2679 nucleotides long. The record is from the annotation of a GenBank genome assembly. Lineage: Eukaryota; Metazoa; Nematoda; Chromadorea; Rhabditida; Rhabditidae.